Messenger RNA from Trichosurus vulpecula (common brushtail), 948 nucleotides. It is a transcript of the gene CALHM4, whose product is annotated as calcium homeostasis modulator family member 4. Gene Ontology annotation, molecular function: monoatomic cation channel activity. Lineage: Eukaryota; Metazoa; Chordata; Mammalia; Diprotodontia; Phalangeridae. The coding region runs from base 1 to 948 and encodes 315 amino acids. The transcript has 2 exons. The record is from RefSeq and is a predicted model, not a curated record.
AUGAUGGAUACAAGCAUCAGCAACAUUCUGUGUAGUCUACAAAAGAGUGGAACUUUUGUCAAUACCUUGAUCGCAGCUGUAACGACAUGUGGACAACAACUUUUCUCUUCUUUCACAUUUAGCUGCCCUUGUCAGCCUGGAAGCAACCUCUAUUAUGGCUCAGCUUUUCUCUUCAUUCCAGCUCUGCUCCUCCUGAUUAUUGGCUAUGCUAUGAGCAGUCAAACAUGGAUGAUAACCAGGGAAAGCUGUUGCAGCUCUUCUCCUCAUCUGCGCUCUGUGAAUGCCCUGCAGCGCAAGCUUGCCUGCCUCACGUUCUUUAACAUUACAGGGAGAGCUCUGGUAGCUCCGCUAACAUGGCUGGCAGUGGCUCUGCUGACAGGUACCCACUAUGAGUGUGCAGCAAGUGAAUAUGCCUCAGUAGAAGAAUAUGAUGUGUUUAACAAUUUCAGUGGCCCUGAACGCCAAGAGAUCCUGGCUGAAUUUCCGUGCUUCGAACAGAUUCCUCCUGACAUGCUUACGGUGAGAAAUGAAGUGGCUCUUCAGCUCAGGUAUCAGUCACAGAUGUUGGGCUGGACUUUAAUUGCAGUGGCAGCUCUAGUGGCCUUCCUUUCCUGCUGCCUGGCAAGAUGCUGUUCCCCACUUACCUCUCUGCAGCAUUACUAUUGGUCUACUCACACCCGAAACGAGAGGCAACUGUUCGAACAGGCUGCAGAACAGCACUCCAGAAUCCUUAUCAUGCAACGCAUCAAGGAAUUAUUUGGUUUCAUGCCUGGGUGUGAAGAUGUCAGGCAAAUUCGGAUUCCUUCCUGUCAGGACUGGAAGGACAUUUCAAGACCCAGCCUCGUAUGCAUUACUGAUAAUCAGCAAGGUUGCUACAAUUUCCUUGGGGAGAGAGUAGACGUGAAUUUUGAAGACGGAAAAUCAGAAGCUAUUGAACUGACAUCCUGA